This is a messenger RNA of Coregonus clupeaformis (lake whitefish), 1920 nucleotides long. Its product is annotated as insulin-like growth factor-binding protein 1. Lineage: Eukaryota; Metazoa; Chordata; Actinopteri; Salmoniformes; Salmonidae. The record is from RefSeq and is a predicted model, not a curated record. Gene Ontology annotation, biological process: regulation of insulin-like growth factor receptor signaling pathway. Gene Ontology annotation, cellular component: extracellular region. Gene Ontology annotation, molecular function: insulin-like growth factor II binding; insulin-like growth factor I binding. The transcript has 4 exons. Bases 192 to 935 code for a protein of 247 amino acids.
UCUGAGAAUUCAGUUCAGAAGGAAACCUACAGAUGUAUAUCGUGCUUGUCAUAAGUACUUGAGAACUAAGCAAAGACUACACUUGAAGAUUCAAGACUACACUUGAAGAAGAUUCAAGACUACACUUGAAUAAGAUUCAUAUCUACACCUGACUGUAGAUUUUAGUUUCUUUCUACACCUGAAGAUUCAAGAUGCUUGGAUUAUAUGACAAGUUGAACCUGCUGGCAGCGGUGUCGUUGUCCCUCCUGACCUCUCUGGCCCUGUCUUCCCCUGUGGUGGGCCCGGAGCCUAUCCGCUGUGCCCCCUGUACCCAGGAGAAGCUGGAUGAAUGCCCGGCCAUCUCCCCAGACUGUAAGCAGGUUCUAAGGGAGCCGGGCUGCGGCUGCUGCUUGGCAUGUGCCCUGGAGAAGGGGGCCUCCUGUGGGGUAUACACAGCCCACUGUGCUGAGGGGUUAAAAUGCAGCCCUAGACCUGGGGAUCCCAGACCCCUCCACUCCCUCACCAGAGGACAGGCCAUCUGCACUGAGGACCAGGGUCAAGAGGAAGUAGAGAGGGUGCCAGACCUCAGCUCCCUGCCCUACCUCCUGGGACUCAACACCCCCUUUGACACCAGCGAUGAUGGGGCUCAGGAGAGCAUCAAGGCCAAGGUCAAUGCCAUCCGCAAGAAACUGGUAGAACAGGGUCCCUGCCACAUUGAGCUGCAUGCAGCCCUGGACAGGAUAGCCAGCUCUCAGCAGGAACUAGGAGAGAAGUUCACCACCUUCUACCUCCCCAACUGUGACAAAAAUGGCUUCUACAAGGCCAAGCAGUGUGAGUCGUCUCUGGUGGGACCCCCUGCCAGCUGUUGGUGUGUGUCCUCCUGGAAUGGGAAGAAGAUUCUGGGGUCCAAUGAUCUACUAGGAGGCUCAGAGUGCCAGCAGGAACUCACUCACUAAAGCAUGGACGCUCUGACACACAUUUACAGUAUGCACAUUCACAGGCAAAUGCAUGCACACGUAUUGACACAUAUACAGAGUAUUUUUUUACUCAGCUUAAACAUGACUAAACACACAUAGGUCUCCUCAAACCUACACACAUCCACAUCCACCAUAUAUACUGACUUUCUUUUACAAACACGUACAAAUACAUACUCAUUCACAUAAGCACACAACAUAACAAUUUAUUUAAAAAAAAAUAGAAAUUGCUCUUAAUUUAUUUACGUGACGUAUCACGCCUUAUUUAUUCAAAACGCAUAUGUGCUUACUAGUAUGAACCAUUUGUAAUUUUUAGAUUAUUUAUGUCUCCUAUUUUUUGAUUGUAAAUAGGGCAACAGUGUAUACAUUUGUGUUUCUGACUAAAUAACUCCAUCUUUGAAGACCACAGGUCUCCAGCUCUGCCAAACCCAGUUCAGGGUCUUCAGAAUCUGUUUUUGAUUCAUUCAACCGGGUGGACCCGGGCACUGUAAAUGAAACAACACAGCCAUCCAUUCAUUCAUUCAUUCAACAUGUUGACAGUGUAUUCUUCAAUGGGUAUCGGGGAAAUACUUCAAGUUCCACAAGUAUGCAUCUGGUGGCCAGGCACAAACAUAUCACUGCUCAUCCAAGCCACUGUUUGGUUUUGGGGGAGUUUUUCUGUCUUCAUCUACCUCUACUGGUCUGUGCAGGUCUUCUGGUUUAGCAGAGGUUUAUUGGGAAACUUCUUUCUCCCAACUGUCUGCACGUGCACCACCCUCCUCAUUAAGUUCAUUGUUUCAUUUGUCUGAAAGGAGGUUCUCUUUUGUUUGAUGAAAUGUCUGUAUUUAUUAUAUAUCAAACCCCUGUUCCUGACAGCAAGUCAGAAAUAUGCUGCUAUUACUUUUUGUUGGUUUGUUACAAAUCAUUUAUAGCCUAUGUUAGUUACUCUGUCGUAAUUUUCUGCUUUCAAUAAACACGUUAACCUCAA